UAAUAACAUGUAUAUUACUUUACUGGUGUCCAUUACAUGCUGGGCUCGUCGUACCAGUGAAGAAUCAAAAUACUUAUUUAUUUAAAUCGUUCAGGUCCAGUUGACUUAUUAUCGCAUUCAGAGCUCGGGGUUAAAAACACCAUGAAAGGCGAAAUAAUGGAAUUUUUAUAUUUUCAUUGUCUGUGACCAGUUUUCAUUCGUGAACAUUAUUAAUGCACAAAGUGUCCACGGACAUGAACACAUGAUUCACUUAUUACAGUUAAAUUUUGAGAUAUGAUGACUACCAUUUGGAUAUGUACUUGCAGCUUAUCCUAAUCCUUGCAGCGUUAAUAGAAGGGGAGGCUUAUUUAUGCUACGAGUGCACGUCCCUAGACGAUGGUUGGUGCACCGAGCACUUUGUGGGCAAAGACAUGUCUUCAUUCUCUCAUCAUGUUGUCAACUGUACUGGGGAUUGCAUGAAAAUGAUCGUCCGCGUCACGAGCGAUAAGUAUUUCUACGUCAGAACGUGUGACGUCAGCAAGGGCUUCUCCAAUGCGUGUUCGGUUGGCAGUUAUGUUUUGGGAAUUCCCACAAGCACAGUGUGCGUUUGUUCGGGAAAUCACUGUAAUGCUGCUGCCAUUUUCUACAGCAAUUCUGUUGUUUAUUUUGUUUCACUUACUUUUUUCCUCCUUGUUUACUUAUAGAUGAUUUUUUUUCUUCAACUCAUGAUUUACAUUUGUUAAUAAAGUUAAGAAUAUU
Molecule: messenger RNA, 738 nt
Organism: Saccostrea echinata
Lineage: Eukaryota; Metazoa; Mollusca; Bivalvia; Ostreida; Ostreidae
Exons: 3
Coding region: 294-683 (129 amino acids)
Biological process (GO): positive regulation of voltage-gated potassium channel activity; regulation of synaptic transmission, cholinergic; sleep
Source: RefSeq, a predicted model, not a curated record